AACAGAUCUGUGGCUUAUCUAGGAAACCGAUAGUAAUUCGUUCAUUGGUAUCAGGAGUAUGUCUCGCAUAGAUCACCGUGUUUUCAUUUUGAUAUGCCUAGUCGUUUGGAUCAUCGGUACCAGUAAUGGUGCCCGUAUUCUCCUCAGCUCUGAGGAAGGAUCUGGUAGUCACUUCUCAGUUUUGUCUACCAUCGGUCACGCUCUAUCUGACAAGGGACAUCAUGUCACAGCCCUCAUCAGCGAAGCCAACAAGGAUAUGGCUACGGAUGAUAAAUUUCGUCAUCUAAAAUUCGAUAUUUUUCCCGACUCCACGAUGGCCUAUACGAAAGAUUGGUUUGCAUUUGUAGUAAGUAAUGAAAUGAAAAAUAAAAGAUCUCUCUUUGGAAACAUCCCUUUGCCAUCACCCCGAGCCAUUUAUGGUAUCUUCAAACGUUGUCAAGAGCAGGUUGACCAUGCAAUCGAGAACAAACGAAAAGGAAUUAAAUACGACUUGCUCAUCCUCGAUUUUCACAAAUCAUGUUCUGUAGUUCUUGCAGGAGCCUUGGACACACCCUAUGUCUUCGUGGUCCCAAGUGGGAUCAAGCCAUCACAAGCCCGUCGGUAUGGUUCGUCAAGUACAACCGCCUAUUAUCCGGAAAUGUCUUCAGGAUUGCAAUCUGAGAUGGGGUUCUUUAACCGUUUCUCAAAUACGUUAACAAGUAUCCAAGAAGACCUGAGUAUCUUCUUUCUGUACGAUGUCUACUACUUCUUGCUCUCUUUCCAUUUCUGGCUCUCACCUCGUGUAUCGCACAUCAUGUCUGGUUCAGAGUUGAUCUUAGUCAAUUCCGACUUUGCAGUGGAUUUCCCAUUCCCUCUCCAUCCCAAUGUCAUUACUAUUGGAGGAUUAUCAGCCAGAACUCCAAACGCCCUUAACGAGGAUUGGAUGAAGUUGAUGUCUGCAUCUCAAGAGCACGGGGUGGUCAUCUUCUCCUUGGGCACCUACGCUGAUGGUACCUUGAGGAUGGAUGAUAUCAGGACGAUUGCUCGUGUCUUUUCUUUACUCAAACAGACGGUCAUUUGGCAAUCCAAACAAGACCUACAUUCAGAUGUUUCGCUUAGUCCUAAUAUAAGGGUCUUCCCGUGGAUUCCGCAAAAUGACUUACUUGGUAACUCUAUUGCUUAAUUUCUUUCCCUUUUUUCGGAGAAAAUUCACAAAAGUCCAACUCUGGAUUCGCACAUGUUAAUAAAUGC
Messenger RNA from Lytechinus variegatus (green sea urchin), 1230 nucleotides. RefSeq names its product UDP-glucuronosyltransferase 3A1-like. The transcript has 2 exons. NCBI's taxonomy places the organism in Eukaryota, Metazoa, Echinodermata, Echinoidea, Temnopleuroida, Toxopneustidae. The coding region runs from base 59 to 1162 and encodes 367 amino acids. The record is from RefSeq and is a predicted model, not a curated record. Gene Ontology annotation, molecular function: UDP-glycosyltransferase activity.